GCAGUAGCGCAUGUGCUCUAAAGGGUGGCGUUAAACGGGAAAGACUUUGGCAUCGAGUCAGUGAGCGGCGCACCGGGAUCGCAAGUAGAACCCCCGCGUUAUGUCCGGGUGUGAGCAAGGGGUGAUUGUGUGGCGAUGCUAGAGUUCAGUCCAGACCUAUGUCUGUCAGGAGCCUCCAUCGCCGGGUGUCAGGACCCGGUGGAUAUGUGCAACACUUCCACAACCAAAACGGGGAGAAAACUUUACUUAUCACAAAGGCUAGAUCGGCGGAACAGCCAGUCAUAUGGAGAAAUGGGGAGAAAGCAUUACUUAUCACAAAGGCUAGAUCGGCGGAACAGUCAACCAUAUGGAGGGACGGCGGGGAUGUCGGAGAUCGUCGCGGCGUUGGAGGUGGUGGUAUCUGCGGGCCGGGAGGGGGUGGUUUUGGAAAUGGUGGCGGCGGCGGCGGCGACAUCGGAGGAAUUGGAGGAGGAGGAGGCGGUGGCGUCGGUGGCGUCGGCGGUGCCCGGCGCGUGCCCAGUCUGCGGUUAGCAAACGGACGGGUCGCCGCGGCUCAGUCCGAAGAGGAGAUCCGGACGCCGCCGCCUCACCGCUUGGCCAAGGAUGACUCGAUCAAAAUCAGUAUCGAGAACACGAACACGUGCACCGACUCGCUGGUGACCGCACUCGAUGACGAGACUCUUCUCAUUCCGGACUUCCUCACCAACGACAUGAACUACAAAGGCAGUACCGGCAAAGUCCACUUCGGGGUGGACGACGCUUCCCUCUAUGGCACCCCCAAGGAGGAGCCGGGUCCUACCCCCAUGGGCUCCACGGAAGCCAGCAAGCAGAGCUUCCUCAAGAACCAGCUGCAGGCCCUCUUCCAGCCCACCGAUAACAAGUUGGCCAUGAAGCUUUUCGGGUCCAAGAAGGCCCUCAUGAAGGAGCGCAUCCGUCAGAAGGCUGCAGGACACUGGGUGAUACAUCCUUGCUCCAGCUUCCGAUUUUACUGGGACCUCUGCAUGCUGCUUCUUCUGGUGGCGAAUCUGAUCAUCCUGCCCGUAGCGAUUAGUUUCUUUAACGAUGAUUUGAGCACUCGAUGGAUUGCGUUUAAUUGUCUCUCUGACACAAUUUUUCUCAUAGAUAUCGUCGUCAACUUUCGAACAGGUAUUAUGCAACAAGACAACGCGGAGCAGGUGAUUCUCGACCCGAAACUGAUCGCCAAACAUUACUUGAGAACGUGGUUUUUCCUCGACCUCAUCUCGUCCAUCCCUCUAGAUUAUAUAUUUCUUAUAUUCAACCAAUUCCAGGAUUUCGGCGACAGUUUCCAAAUCCUGCACGCGGGACGCGCCUUGCGCAUCCUGCGUCUUGCCAAGCUGCUAUCCCUCGUGCGCCUGCUGCGACUCUCCCGCCUCGUUCGUUAUGUCAGCCAAUGGGAGGAAGUCUACAUCCCCAUGUACCAACAACCUCAAGGCAGGCAGACCGAUUUUGCCGAAGACGGUACCCCAAUUACCCCACCCAGAGACAGGACCACCGAGAUCUUGCAGAAUCUUCAAAAAAAGCGAACGGAACGAAGGGGGCGCCUCAGUUCGGAGGUCAACAAGUCUAAAUACAGCAAAAGCAAUCUGAUAUUUAAGUUUCUUAAUAUGGCCAGUGUUUUCAUGCGGAUUUUUAAUUUGAUUUGCAUGAUGUUGCUCAUCGGGCAUUGGUCCGGGUGUCUGCAAUUUUUAGUUCCCAUGCUGCAGGGAUUCCCAUCUAAUUCAUGGGUUGCCAUCAACGAUUUACAGGAAGCUUCAUGGUUAGAACAGUAUUCCUGGGCGUUAUUCAAAGCUAUGUCUCAUAUGCUGUGCAUCGGUUACGGCCGUUUUCCGCCACAAUCGCUGACUGACAUGUGGCUAACGAUGUUGUCAAUGAUCUCCGGAGCCACGUGCUAUGCCCUUUUCCUGGGUCAUGCCACUAACUUGAUCCAAAGUUUGGAUUCAUCACGUAGGCAGUACAGAGAGAAAGUGAAACAAGUGGAAGAGUACAUGGCGUACAGGAAGCUCCCUCGGGAGAUGAGACAGAGAAUCACCGAGUACUUUGAACACAGGUAUCAGGGGAAGUUCUUCGACGAGGAGUGCAUCCUCGGAGAGUUGUCCGAGAAGCUGCGCGAAGACGUGAUCAACUACAACUGUCGAUCACUGGUGGCCUCGGUUCCUUUCUUCGCGAACGCCGACUCGAACUUUGUCUCCGAUGUGGUCACUAAGCUUAGAUAUGAAGUCUUCCAACCAGGUGAUAUUAUUAUAAAGGAAGGUACAAUUGGUUCAAAGAUGUACUUCAUACAAGAGGGCAUAGUAGACAUCGUGAUGGCUAAUGGUGAUGUGGCGACCAGCCUGAGCGAUGGCAGCUACUUCGGAGAGAUCUGUCUGUUGACGAACGCUCGGCGCGUCGCUUCCGUCAGAGCUGAGACCUACUGCAAUCUCUUCUCGCUGUCCGUGGACCAUUUCAACGCCGUGCUGGAUCAGUACCCGCUGAUGCGACGGACCAUGGAGUCGGUAGCCGCGGAGAGGUCAGUGCGUUGGUUGAACAAGAUCGGAAAGAAUCCGAACUUGGUGACUCAUCGAGAGGAAGACCUGGGCAGCGAGAGCAAAACGAUAAACGCCGUGGUAAACGCGCUUGCUGCGGAGGCGGACAACGUGAAUAUGUCGGACGAGUCGAUAGCUCGUCUUCACUCGAGCGACCACAGCCUCCAGGAACUCGGGAGGACGUUGCAGAAGAUGUCCACACUGCCCAGGCCAAAGUCGGAGAACAAUUUCGCGUCGCAGGAUAUACCGUUGUCGCGCGGUGGCAACGACCACAACGGCAGACCACCCUUCCACAAAUCGGAUACCUUUCACAAGGAGUCUGCUUUCCAAUGACGGCACUCCACGCACUAGUGCUCCUCUGCUCUAAAUAUAUCUUUAUCUCAGUCCACGCCAUGGGCGCAGCGACAACUACAUCCUACUUCUUCGAAACCUUCAACAACAUCCACUCGUAGUACCACAGCAACUAUUUUUCUUCAUCCAUCCCAAACAACAUAACUUUCAGUAACAAACUAGAGUGCGUGUGCGUAUCAGCAAAAAGGAAAUCCUCACAAACAAAUUAUAAGAUAACGAUGAGAGAAGAACACCGUUUCUUCAUAAACAAAACAAAACAUAACAGAAUCGAUUCCACCUAUAUAUUACUUGUAUACUACUUGUAUAGUAAUUAUUAAAUAGAAAGCAAUACGUGUGCUACAUGGACACUAACGAAACGCUAGUAAUGUGCAAUAUUAGAUAACUUAUAUUUUAUGUUUAGCUUAACAAGGAAAGAAAAAUAUAUUGUAGAAAAGAGGAAACGGAAGGAAAAGCACACAAUAUGUUUAUUAUGUGCUUAAAGAAAAUAUAUAUAAUUAAGGUUUAAGUAAGCCGAAUAUACCUUGAUAAAAUAUACUCAACUCAACUGGUUUUACGCGAAACUUCGCUCAUUGUCGCCCCGGUUUUUGGUUCACACGGUUAUCCCUUUAAAAAUUUCUCUUCGGUUGCUUUGUUAAUUUAAUGAAUUGCGAAAACUAAACAAACUUGUUGCAUAAUAACUAUCAGAUUUAUUUCCAAAUGAAAUAACUACUGCAAGAUCUCUCUGAGCAACACACUAGAGCAAAUAGCUUAAUAUUUGUAAUCAUUGGUUGGAAUGUUGAUUGGAGGUAUUACAGUGAAAGAAAUCAUUUCAUAAAAAUUUUAUUUUCAAACAUAAAGGUUCCGAAAAAAAAAGGUGGAUGCUCCGGGAUUUUUAAUGAACGGAUAGCGAAACAUCACAAGAGCCUAUUAAAUCUUUAAAAAGCAACUAUUUUACAAUAUGUUAGGUUUUAGAGUACAAAUGUAAGCGAAUUCACGUUUUUGGAUAUGAGCGGGACGAAGGUAAAUCAAAAUGUGUGUGUUUGCAAGGGAAGGUGUGAAAAGGAAUUUAAUAUCACUAACAUUGGAAUUGAACAUUUCUCGAGUGCAUCGGAUGGAAUUAGUCAAUUAAUUAAAUACAAAAUGGAACUAUGUUAAAGGCAUCAUUUGAACCUCGAACAGGCCAAACAAACGAUUCAUAUUUGUAAAUAUCGUGAAUACUGUAUAUACUUAUAUUAUAUAAAUAACUUAUUGUUUCAUUCUCAUUUCCGAAGCGACAAAGAAAAUAAUGCAAGAAGAGAAAACCAAAAACCGUGGUCCUGGCUCUUAUGUAUUGUUGUUCAUUUAAUGUUCGAUUAUUUUGGAGGCGUAAGAGAAGUUUAUCGUGCACACUGUACUAAUGAGAGUAUCACGCACCCCUUGGGACCUCCGAAUACUUAACGGAGGUGGAAUGUUAUUAAUGAACUUGAGUAGGCCUAAAUUGGAAAUAAUCGUACGAUGGUAAUAUUUUUUUUGUUACCGUUUCAGUUACAUCGGCGUAAUAGUAAAUUGCACUAAAAAAAAAUUAUUAACAUACAUAUAUUUAAUUAAUGAAUAAAUUAAUUAAGUAAUGGAACACUGUUUAGCUGUGAUCUUUAAACUUGAAACAAGAAGAAAUAAUGAUAUAAAUUUUCCAUCAGAUCUUAUCUUAUUAUUGGAUUUGAAUUUUCUUAUUGAUCAUAGUGGAAGAAACAUGAAGUUCGAAGAAAACGGGAAGGAAGUAGAUGAUAUAAAUUAUACUAGCGUAACA
Messenger RNA from Nicrophorus vespilloides, 4659 nucleotides. It is a transcript of the gene Ih, whose product is annotated as potassium/sodium hyperpolarization-activated cyclic nucleotide-gated channel 4. Gene Ontology annotation, biological process: transmembrane transport; potassium ion transport. Gene Ontology annotation, molecular function: voltage-gated potassium channel activity. The transcript is spliced from 14 exons. Gene Ontology annotation, cellular component: membrane. Lineage: Eukaryota; Metazoa; Arthropoda; Insecta; Coleoptera; Silphidae. Bases 159 to 2876 code for a protein of 905 amino acids. The record is from RefSeq and is a predicted model, not a curated record.